Molecule: messenger RNA, 1242 nt
Organism: Metopolophium dirhodum (rose-grain aphid)
Lineage: Eukaryota; Metazoa; Arthropoda; Insecta; Hemiptera; Aphididae
Exons: 1
Coding region: 147-680 (177 amino acids)
Source: RefSeq, a predicted model, not a curated record
UGUUAGGGUAACGAUAUCAACUAUUCCAGUCAAAACAAUCGCAUGAAGAUUUGCAAAGAAAUUUCACAAAUAUUGGUGUCAAGUGGCAGUUCAUCCCUCCUCGUUCCCCACAUUUCGGUGGACUGUGGGAGGCGGCGGUAAAAUCUAUGAAAAUACUGUUAGGAAGGGUAUUAGGCGAAGCUCAUCUAACAUAUGAAGAAUUAUGUACUGUACUAACGCGCGCUGAAGCCUGCUUAAACUCGCGUCCCUUAACCACCUUAUCUACUGAUCCUUCUGAUCCCAGCCCCCUCACUCCUGGGCACUUCCUUAUAGGAGAUUCUCUCACUGCGGUACCAGAGGAUGACGUAACCGCUAUACCAGUUAAUCGACUAACACGAUGGCGUAGAGUUACUCAAUAUUCACAACAGUUAUGGCGCCGUUGGAGUAAAGAGUACUUAUGCCAACUUCAAGAGAGGUCCAAAUGGUCUAAGGAGAAAGGUCCGAAGCUGAAUGUGGGAACAGUAGUCCUAGUGAAGGAGGACAAUCUACCCCCAUUGCAAUGGCGAUUGGGACUAGUUGAACAAAUCUAUCGAGGAUCCGACGGAGUCAUUCGAUCAGCAGAGGUUACGUCAGCAGGUCGUAAGUUGAAAAGGGCAGUUCGAACGUUGUGCCCACUUCCUUUCGAGAGUAAUAUUGAUUAAAAGGGUAUAAAAUUUUUUUUUUUUUUUUAAUCUAUGAAAUUCCUAAUUAUUACACAAUAUGAAAUUAAAUAAUGUCAGAUUAUAGUAUGUAACGUUUCAUUGUUACUUUGUCUUUAUUUAUAAAUUAUAUUGUAUAUUAUGCAUAUGUUUUUUGUUCGCGCUUUUAUAUUUUAUUAGCCAUUUAUUUUUCUAUUUAUUUGUUUUGAUACUAUUUACGUGUUUAUUGAAUAUGUUUGUUCGCUGAGUUUGAAACUAAUUUAUUUGUAUUACUAUUGUAAUUAUUUAUAUAUUUUUUUUUUUUAUUAUUCAUUUAUAUGCCUACGAUAUAUGUAUAAUUAGUAUCUUGGGCUAAAAUUAUUAUUAUUUUAUGUUUAUGUUGAAAAUUAACAUUUUCAAUGCCGGGAGUAUGUUAGCGCUCGAGUCGCUUUAUCGUACACUGUCGCGAUUGUCAUUAUUUAUCUUAUAUUAUUUUGUGAUUAGUCGAGUUAGUCGCGUAUCGAAGUUUGUACCGAGCACAGCGAGCGGCUCCACAAUUAUUAUUAUUAUAUUAUAAAUAAAAGCA